Talaromyces amestolkiae is the source of this 1512-nucleotide messenger RNA. RefSeq lists its product as uncharacterized. The transcript is spliced from 5 exons. NCBI's taxonomy places the organism in Eukaryota, Fungi, Ascomycota, Eurotiomycetes, Eurotiales, Trichocomaceae. The record is from RefSeq and is a predicted model, not a curated record. The coding region runs from base 1 to 1512 and encodes 503 amino acids.
AUGUCCGCGCAAAAAUAUUUGCUAUCGCUGGUAGCUUUUUUGGCUACCCAGGUAGCUGCUCAUGGAGGCCAUGAGGAGGUGCCCGAAGGCGAGGCUGUUUCGGGCGAACCUAUCGACACCACUUUAUGGCUUCAUAUGAUAUUAAUGACGGUUACGUUUGGCGUCGUCUUUCCAUUUGGCAUGGUUCUCGGGAUCAUCCGCUCUCGCUGGCACGUCCCCGUACAGGUCGUAGCUACCGUCGUCGCAGUCCUCGCUUACUUCAUGGGCCAUGCUCACAAAGGCCGCCAAUUCGCAAAGAACAUCCAUGCCUCAUUCGCCAAUGUCUUGAUGCUCAUGUUGAUCGUCCAAGUUGCGCUCGGCGUGUACUUGAGACUCCACCUUGAGAAGGGUUUCCAGGGCCGGAUCCGUCGUUACUUCGUCAUUGCACACGGCGUAGUCGGAAAAGCGAUGCCGCUCGUCAGCUGGGCACAGAUCUUGUUCGGUGGAAUUACAGCGAACGGGUUCUGUCGCGACGACCAUCUUGGACAAUGCCUCGCGCAUUUCAUCAUGGGAAGUGCAUUUAUUGCAUAUGGAAUUGUGAUGACUAUCUUGCUUCUUGUGGGACAGUUCUGGUUGAGACGGACCGGCCGAAGCCAGGAAUUCUUUGACUCGGCCAUUAUCGCCGUUUGGGGUUGUAUUAACACCUUUACUGAACAUCGCUGGGGUCAGCCAUGGGUUCACAACGAUUUGCAGCACACGACUAUGGGAAUUGUUUGGUGGUGUGCUGGAUUGCUGGGCAUGUGGUUGAGUCGCAAGAGGAACGGUCGUCCCAAGCGCAACUUGAUUCCGGCCAUUGUCAUCUUGUUGACAGGAUACGCCAUGUCUGCUCACCCUCAGACGCUAAUGUUGAGCACAAUGGUUCAUUCAGUCUUCGGUUACACGCUCAUGGCGGCUGGUUUAACUCGUCUCAUUGAGAUUUCGUUCGUGCUCAGAGAUCGACCCACUCUUAGUGCUGAUGGAUCGGAUCCUCACAGCUUCCAAUACCUUCCUCCAUUCCUCCUUUAUGCCUCUGGUUUUCUAUUCAUGGGCGCCACGGAAGAGCAGAUGCAACUACUCAGCAACGCUGGCGUUACCCAUGUAUCGUACAUCUUAAUCUUGUACAGUGUCGCCUUUAUCCUUUUCCUCUUCGUCAACAUCCUCCUCCACAUUUACGCAGUCCACGCCUUCCCCGACUCAGCCACCAUAAACACAAACACCAACACCCACGCCGAAGACGGCUUCAUGCCCAAACUGCGCCGCGAAGACUCUUCCUCCUCGUACACCGUCGUCAACGACGGCUUCCCCAACGGAAGCGCCGUAAACGGCCACCCUCGUUCCCGCGCGGAAGCGCAACAGAUCCAAGACGCGGAAGCGUUUGAGUUGCAGGGCCUGAUUUCGGAGGAUGAGCAUGAUGAGCACGAGACCGCCUCGGGGUCGAGGAGGAGGAAAGAAACCAGUGAUUAUGAGGAGGAGAAUCUCGUUUCUCCCAAGUAG